AUGACGGGUCGCGAAUCAAAUCGCAUUAAGGACGCUGAAAAAAAGCGUGUUCUCGAUGUGACCGCCCGCCAGAGACGAGCGCGCAAAGCUCUGGAGGCCUUGGAGCAGGAUAACUUCCACGAUGACCCCCAUGCCGACCUGGUCAUGUCGAAGAAGUUACCCAAAUUCCAGGACAAUUUGAAGACGGGAAAGGAGAAGAAGGGCAAGCGCAAGGGCGCCGAGUACUUCCGGGCCAAGUAUCGAAAGAACUUCCAGCAGCUCCUCGAGGAGGACAAGGACCAGCGGCCCAACUAUGAGAGCGCCUCCGCUCCGGCUCCCCAGAAGCCCGUUCGACAUUUCUGCGCCGUCUGCGGCAACUUCUCGCUGUACUCGUGCACCGCCUGCGGAACGCGAUACUGCCGCGUGCGGUGCCUCAAAACACACCAAGACACUCGAUGCCUGAAGUGGACCGCCUAACAAUGGUUGUAUCGUUUUAAUAAAUCAAAGCCUAGAAGUAA
Drosophila rhopaloa is the source of this 497-nucleotide messenger RNA. RefSeq names its product zinc finger HIT domain-containing protein 1. The record is from RefSeq and is a predicted model, not a curated record. Gene Ontology annotation, molecular function: nucleosome binding. Lineage: Eukaryota; Metazoa; Arthropoda; Insecta; Diptera; Drosophilidae. Gene Ontology annotation, biological process: chromatin remodeling. Bases 1 to 456 code for a protein of 151 amino acids. The transcript has a single exon. Gene Ontology annotation, cellular component: Swr1 complex.